AUCGAUUCUUACUCUGUCCAAUACUGUUAAUCUCCUUUCCAUCCUGAAGAUCGUGCCAUCGGGAUCGCAACAGACUUAGAGGAGCGUAAGGACACAUCAGGAGUCACCAUGUCUUUAGCCAACUAUUUCUUUGGAAAUGUUGACAAAUCGGGCAAAGUGGAAGGCCUGCCUGAGGAAUUUCGCGAAGCAUUGGAGAGUCUUGGAAAUGACGAACGAUUGAAAAGUAUCUUCUCUGCAAAAACGCUUGGCGUCGAAGACAAUGAGGUGCAGGCACCGGCAUCAGGCGCUGGCGACAAUGACGAAGACGAAGACGAGGACCAGGACGGCGAGGUGAACUUUGCAACCAUCACAUCCAACUUUGAGCGGGCCAAGGAUGCUGUCGACUUUUCAGGAAUCGACGACCUCGCUGCUGACAACACUGAGCAGGAGAUGUUCAAGAGUCGAUAUAUGCAAAGGGGCCUUUCCGCCGUCAAAGCGACCGCCACUACAGCCAUGCGAAGCAGUUCUGGCAGCAAGGGAAGGCUAAAUGGCAUGGACGAAGACUAUGACGAGGACACGGACGAAGAAGAAACGCCCAAGUCCGGCUCUCGGCGGCAAUCACCAUCCGCAUCAGUAGCCUCAACAACGCAGAGCUCGACCAAACCCACCUUAUCCUUACUGGAGCAGCAAAACCUUUAUCUUAUGGAGGAGCAACAAAAACUACAACUGCAAGCUGGAAGCGGAUUUAAACCAGUACUACCGCCAUCGUCACUACCCGCACUUCCAGGACUUACUACUUCACCCACGCCGGCAGAACCUGUGGAUGUACAUGCAAUAUACCCCGCAUUCGAGGAGAACAAGAUCUUAAAGUUUUCGGACCUCUUCAACACCAAACGACCAAAACGACUUCCACACUCGAGAGCCAAGCCUGCUGAGUUUCCAACUAGCGCCAAGUUCAGUCGAGAACAUGAUGACCGAAGACUAUUUGAACAACCAGAGGAUCCUUCUACCGACGAAGGACAGUACGCCGAUUAUUAUGAUGACAUGGAGGAAAUGGUGGACAAGGAAUGGGCUAACAGUUUGCAAUGGAAAGUCCCGAGUACGAAGGAUUUUUAUUCUGUGCAACUUGAGUUGUGGGAAGACAAAAUCAUCUGGGACGAUGCUGUGGUUCCAUCCCAAAACAUGGAAAUGAACGGGAGUGAGAGCUCAUUUAUUAAAAAUUCGUCUGAGCUGUUUGCAGUCCGGAAUUACGAGCUGGAGAAUGGUGAUUGGGAGGAAUCGAUUAUCUGGGACGAGAAUAAACCAUACAAGCCAUUUGCCCAUAUCAGCCUCAACAUGAACGACGCAAACGUUCUGUUCGAUCUUACAUCAAUGGAUACCAAGGCAAUGGGAGAAGGGUUUAGAGGAAAACGUGGAAAGAAGGUGCAGCUGCCGGCUUACCGUGUGGUGACCAACAAGAACGACCCCUCUGAAGCCGAGACACACAGGAAACUGCACAUUGAUCGGUUCAACCUGUCGAACGACCGAUUUUACGAAACGCACAAAGAGGGCCGGUUCCACAGAGUGCGUCAGACAUUCGGACAGCUGGUUGUACAGCAUGCUCUCCCUGCGGUCAAGCUGAUGAAGCCCUGGUACAAGAACAAGCUGACGAAGUCAGAACUCCGGUCAUUCCACCGACCACAGCUUCAGCUGUCCCCCAACGCCGACAUUACAUUCUCGCGUGUGAAAGGCAGCAAGAAGAAGAAGCAAAAACGCAAGGAAUUGGGCGAGGUUAUGAGGAGCUCCAAGGAUCUCACACUGCGCGAUCACACCAACUUUGUGCUACUGGAGUAUUCGGAGGAGCACCCGGCCAUUGUUCAGAACGUCGGCAUGGGAAGUUUCUUGAUCAACUACUAUCGCAAGGAGUCGAUCGACGAUACGCAUGUACCGCAAUCGGACAUCGGAGAGCCCUUCGUUCUGGACGUCGCGGAUGCAUCGCCAUUCUUGAAUUUUGGAAACGUCGAAUCUGGACAAACCAUCAGCGCACUUUACAACAACCUUAUAAGGGCACCAGUUUUUGAGCAGCCAGCUCGGAAUACAGACUUUUUGGUCAUUAGGAAUACCUAUAAGGGUGAAACAAAAUAUUACAUCCGUCAUAUCCCUCACCUUUACGUUGUCGGUCAAACGUACCCAGUUCAGGAUGUUCCUGGACCUCACUCGCGAAAGAUCACGACUAUGAUCAAGAAUCGUCUUCAGAUCUCUGCCUUCAGAUUCAUCCGCAAGGAUCCACACAGUCGACUGCGAUUCGUCAAACUUGUAAAGGCGUAUCCUGAAUACUCUGAGAUCCAGAUUCGACAGAGGCUGAAGGAGUUUGCGGAAUUUCAGCGGAAGGGCAACAACACUGGUUUCUGGAAACUGAAGGCGAGCACGCCUUUGCCAAGCGAGGAGGAGAUCCGGAAGCUGGUUACGCCUGAGAUGGUCUGCUUGUAUGAGAGUAUGCUUGUUGGACAGCGACAUCUCUUGGAUGCCGGUUAUGGAAAAGCAGCUGAUGGAGAGGACGAUGCGAAUGAGGACAAUGAGGCCAACAUGGACAUCGAGGAGCAACUUGCACCAUGGAUCACUACCCGAAAUUUCAUCAAUGCUACACAGGGCAAGGCCAUGUUGAAGCUGUGGGGCGCCGGUGACCCCACUGGUCGUGGCGAGGGUUUCAGUUUUGUCCGCAUCAGCAUGAAAGAUAUUUUUCUGAGGCAAGGAGAGUCGCUCGAGGAGAGAUUAGCGCAGAUCGAGCUAUUGCCCAAGAGCACGCAUCGUUACAAUGUCGCGGAGCAGCAACAGGUGUACAAGGAGGAAAUCACCCGCAUCUGGAACGCACAACGUGAGGCCUUGAGCAAGAUCGAGGAGAUUAACGGCAACGAUGACGAAAUCGCUGGUAGUGACGAUGAUGAAGAAGAGAGCUAUAACCGACAGAGAAGGGAAAUGUCGGCUGUUGAUAGGAACCGCGUUUCGCCUUCACCGUCGUUGUUUGGCCGAUACCGUGACAGUGGCGACCGAGAUCGCGAUCGAGACCGCGAUCAUGACAUGGACGACGAUAAUAUUUCUGUGGCUGGCAGCAUCAGCUCACGCACCAGUGCAGGAAACUUUGGAUCAUCUAGAAACAAAUAUUUGAUUAUCAAGCGACUUGUCCGUCAGCCUAACGGUGAGGCCAUCUGGAAAUCUGAAACGAUCCGGGACCCAGCUGUGAUGAACAACUAUAUCCGGCACCGUCAGCUGAUUGAGGAGAGCUCAAUCAGUACAGAAGCAUUGGAACCGACGGACGAUGAAGCCAAGAACGAGAGAAUGAGGAAGCGUAUCUUGGAGGAGAUUGCCAGAUUGAACAGAAAUCAGGAGCGUAGGAUGGCUCGAGCUGCAGCCAAGGCAGGCACUGCCCCACCAGACCUCCCAAUCAAUCCGGUGACGGCGUCACUCAAGAAGAAAGUUGUACGUCAAUGCAGUAAUUGCGGUGCCUUGGGCCAUAUGAAAACGAACAAGAAGUGUCCAAAAUACGUCGAUCCAUCAGGGGCGCUCCCUAACUUGGGUGUCACUGGAACGGCGUAUGUCACUUCUGGAGGCGUUGGAAGCAGCAUGAUGUCGCCGCCGCAUGCGCCCUUGCGCCAGCCUUCCAUUCCACCUGGAACGCCUGCAGCUAUGGCUCGAGGAGGCUCAGUCACUGGCGAGUACUUUAGACAGAUGUCACCUCAAUCUUCAAAUGCUGGCGGCAACAAGAUUUCAAUCCCCAAGGCAGUGAUCGAUCGUGUGGUGGAAUCAGAGAAGGAGCGCGAAAGAGAGGAUAAGGAAGCUCUUGUCGUCCGGUUGCCUUCAAAGAUGCUUCAAGCGGCACCAAAGCGGAAGCGAAGCGAGUCGGCUAGCCAGCAAAACAACGAUCUGGACGACUUUAUGGAUUAUUUGCACCCUCCUAUCAAAUCCUAUGGUCGCCGCAAGAAGCCGGAUGUUGAGCUCGCCAAUAUUAUUGAAAAUGUCCUCGCAACCAUUCUUGCGAUGCAAGAGGCGACUGAUUUUAUGAAUCCGGUCUCCUCCAAAUAUGCACCUGGCUACGACAUUGUCAUCAAGCAGCCACGCGACCUCUCUGGUAUGCGCGAUGCGAACAAGAAUUACUAUGCCUAUCGUACGGUGGACGCGUUCUUGACGGAUAUGAGGAUCAUGGUCAAUAACUCAUGGAUUUACAACGGGGAAAACUCGCCCUGGACCAAGGCCGCGAUGGUGUUGUUGCAGAAAGCCGAGGAGAUUUUGAGCCCUCAAAUGGAGAACAUCCGUCAGCUCGAACAAGAGAUUCUGGAGGCAGACAUCAAAGCGAACAUCUAUGGUGCAGCCGGCACCCCAGGAGGAAUACCCGGUGCGACGGGAACACCACCUCCACCGGCCUUACCAAGCAUUCAUCCUGCAGGAUACGGAGUUUACACGAGCGCAACUUUCCCGGGCAUUGGUAAACCGUUCCUCGGAUUCCAGGCCCCUCCAACCAAGAACGGUGGCCAGUCUACAGCUGCGUCUGCAGCUGCAGCUUCUGCCCCUGUUCCUAUCACUGACCCUGCAGAUGUGCAGCCCAAGACCGAGACUAUGGAAUGGGAGUAAAUCAGUGCAGCUACCUUGUGUAUGUUUAGUGCCUUAGUGCUUUCUAGACAAUAAAACCUGAACAUGACCAUAAUCACG
Gamsiella multidivaricata is the source of this 4662-nucleotide messenger RNA. RefSeq lists its product as uncharacterized. The record is from RefSeq and is a predicted model, not a curated record. Gene Ontology annotation, biological process: transcription by RNA polymerase II; RNA polymerase II preinitiation complex assembly. Gene Ontology annotation, molecular function: RNA polymerase II general transcription initiation factor binding; histone acetyltransferase activity; RNA polymerase II general transcription initiation factor activity. The transcript has 7 exons. Lineage: Eukaryota; Fungi; Mortierellomycota; Mortierellomycetes; Mortierellales; Mortierellaceae. Gene Ontology annotation, cellular component: transcription factor TFIID complex. Bases 109 to 4584 code for a protein of 1491 amino acids.